Molecule: messenger RNA, 847 nt
Organism: Astrephomene gubernaculifera
Lineage: Eukaryota; Viridiplantae; Chlorophyta; Chlorophyceae; Chlamydomonadales; Astrephomenaceae
Source: the annotation of a GenBank genome assembly
CCUACUCCAUUAGCAAUGUUAAUGGUAACAUCAUGCAAACGUUGAGCUGUCGCUGUGCCGGCCACUUGAGCCAUUGAGGGCUAGCAACAGAUGGGUUGCUCAGACAGCAAAUAUCAAAAACAGGCCGAGGAAGCUUUUUUCGAAGAGCAGAGAAAAGCAAGGCUAGCUGCCACUGCGGCAGCGUCUUUCGAAGCAACCUCAUCCGGGGCUCGCGGCCCAAAAGUCGUGGCAAGCAAGUCAACCAAUAGAAGAGCCAAAUAUAAUUCACCUUCCUCAUUUUUAAUUGAUGACGCCAAUGAGCUGGCGAGCAUUUGUAAGGAACUCCCAAGAUUGCCCGGCUCGGUGUCCAGCAUAGUUAGUGCCAAGAGCAUGACUCAAAAUAGGAGCCUAAGCGUGAGUGCCGUAUUCCGAGCGGCUCUCGAGGACCAGUGCGAGGUCGCCCUGACCGCGGAAACAUUGCCGCGCGUCGUGAACCUCAUUCUCAAGGCCCUGGACAAGGACGCCAACGGCACUAUCCAGCUCACCGACCUGCGCCGAUUCAUGCAGGGCAUGUGCCGGGACGCGGGACUGCAGCCCCCCCCCGCCGAGCAGGUUGCGGAGGUGUUCCAGCAGCUUGACCUGGACCGGGACGGGUCCAUCAGCCGUGGCGAGCUGGCGGCAGUGUUGUUCAGGUGGUUCGUGGUGGGCGUGUGCUAGUCACCUGGCUGGUGCGGGACAUGGCGGCUCAGAACGGUGACAGCUGCAGAACGGUGAUAGCUGCAGGAGGUGAGAUGGGAGUGCAACGCCAGCAGACCGAUUAAGACUCGCAGCUGGAGUAGGCCGGAGGAAGGGAGGACGAUGUCAGGAC